Messenger RNA from Nicotiana tabacum (common tobacco), 1051 nucleotides. The record is from RefSeq and is a predicted model, not a curated record. NCBI's taxonomy places the organism in Eukaryota, Viridiplantae, Streptophyta, Magnoliopsida, Solanales, Solanaceae.
AUCAAGGAGACAAACACACACACAAUUACAACAAAAGAGAAAGGGAUGAACAAACAAGAAAAGGGAAAUAGAGCUAAAAGAAACCUAGCUGCUCUUCAUCUUCAAUCGCCGUUGCUCCUUCUGUUUUAGCCAAAAACGCACCAAACAGCACUUUCGUGCAUAUUUUCGGCGAGUUUGGAGGUCCGUUGAUUUCAUCCGAGUUCGAGUGCUGUUUCGAAUUUCACUUGUAGUGCGCCAUUCCGUCUAUCCUAGUUGCUGGAUUUUUGUUUUGUCAAUUGAAGGCUUUUGAGAACUUCUGUGAGUACAAGGAACUGUAAUGGAUGCUUACAUGACUGGGAUUCCUCUUCAUCAUUUGCCGAGGGAGGAAGCUAAAGAGUGUACGCUGUUGAUUCGGCAUCUUCCAGAAGCAGUUCCUCAUGAAACCCUUUCUAGAUUGCUCUCCAAUUACGGCGCAUCUUCUAUUCGUCCUUGUACUAGUGGCAGAGUGAGGAAUUAUGUGUUUGUGGAUUUCAAGGAUGAAAGUCUGGCACAUCAAGCGCAACAGCAUUUGAAUGGGGUACGGUUUCUUGGUAAAACAUUAGCAGUUGAACGGGCUAAUAAAAGCAUAGAGAGAGAUAAAUAUCGACAAAGUGAACCUCGGAUUGUAGAAGACUCUGUCUCUUUGAUCAACGAUGCUACUGCUAAAGAAUUCGGUGGAGGAUCUAGAAGAGAUCCUCAUCCUGGCAGCGAACCCAUUGCUGAAAGACUUGGGGUGGAUUAUCCAUUUCCUCCUCACCUCGAAUAUGUUUACCCCCCACCUGAUGGGCAUAUACUUACAAAUAUUGUAAAUGCUCUCAUUGCUGUUCCUCGGUUCUACACACAGGUCUUACACUUGAUGAACAAGAUGAAUAUUCCAGCUCCAUUUCGGAUGGCUCUGCCGACUCCACCUCUACCAACUUCCUUAUCUGUUCCACCUCCACCCCCUCCCCCACCUCCUCCAACAGUUUCUGAGAGUAGACUGGAAAAUUUAUCAAGUAGUGAAUCAGAAAUGGAGUCUUCAGAUGAGAGUAAU